AUGGCAGUCAUACUCAUCGUAGGAGCUACUCGUGGCUUGGGUGCCAGCCUCACCAAGAAAUACGCCGAAAAGAGCGAAAACAUCGUCUAUGGUACAACCAGAUCAUCCGAGGGUCCGAAAGAUUCACCCUCAGGAGUCAAAUGGCUUUCCGAUAUCGACCUCAUGCAAUCUAACGCUGGUCAGAAGCUGGCCAGUCUGCUAGACCCAGCUCAGCCAAUCGACUCGGUGACUGAGGGACAAGGAAAGAUCAUCACAGCCGGUUACUUCGCUACAGAAGACCUUAGCUUGGACAAAGGUCCGAAGUGGGAGGAAGAGCAGCGGAUGUAUACGACCAGCUCCAUUGCCCCCGUCUUUAUCGUUCACCAGCUCAUCCACAAAGGUCUCUUGCACAAGGGUUCCAAAGUGGUGCUUGUAUCGUCCGAAUCUGGCAGCAUCACUCUGCGACAUCCAAAGGAAGGGGGUGGGAACUACGCUCAUCACGCAAGUAAGGCGGCUCUCAACAUGGUUGGUAAGCUGCUUAGCUUGGAUCUUAAAGACCAGGGCGUCAUUGUCAGCAUCGUGCACCCAGGCUUUAUGCGGACUGAAAUGACAAAAGGCGUAGGGUUCGACAAGUUCUGGGAUGAUGGUGGAGACAAGGCGGCGGCGAGCCUCAUCAACUGGAUUGACAGUCUUGAUAUUAGCAAAACAGGUGAAUACUGGGCACCGCGAGGACCUCGUAAGUAG
This is a messenger RNA of Fusarium tjaetaba, 723 nucleotides long. RefSeq names its product 3-oxoacyl-reductase. NCBI's taxonomy places the organism in Eukaryota, Fungi, Ascomycota, Sordariomycetes, Hypocreales, Nectriaceae. The record is from RefSeq and is a predicted model, not a curated record. Gene Ontology annotation, molecular function: oxidoreductase activity, acting on the CH-OH group of donors, NAD or NADP as acceptor. Bases 1 to 723 code for a protein of 240 amino acids. The transcript is spliced from 3 exons.